Messenger RNA from Rhincodon typus (whale shark), 1064 nucleotides. RefSeq names its product tumor suppressor candidate 3. Bases 3 to 1064 code for a protein of 353 amino acids. Gene Ontology annotation, cellular component: oligosaccharyltransferase complex. Lineage: Eukaryota; Metazoa; Chordata; Chondrichthyes; Orectolobiformes; Rhincodontidae. The transcript has 9 exons. The record is from RefSeq and is a predicted model, not a curated record.
CAAUGGGGAACGGAGCCAGCGUUGCCCCAGUUAUCGGAAUGGCGUCUGGUCGGAGGUUGGCGCCGCUGCCCCUGGUAACGGUCGGCUCCUGGCUUCUCCUCCUGUCGUAUGCUCAGUUCGGAGGUGGACAGAAGAAGAAAGAGAACCUUCUGGCAGAAAAGGUGGAACAGUUAAUGGAAUGGAGCUCCAGACGUUCAGUCAUUCGAAUGAAUGGUGACAAAUUCCGAAGGUUUGUGAAGGCUCCUCCUCGUAAUUACUCUGUAAUUGUGAUGUUCACUGCACUUCAGCCCCAAAGACAGUGUUCUGUCUGCAGACAGGCGAAUGAGGAGUACCAAGUGCUGGCAAACUCAUGGCGGUAUUCAUCUGGAUUUUCUAAUAAGUUGUUCUUCACUGUGGUGGACUAUGAUGAAGGAGCAGAUGUAUUUCAGCAGCUAAACAUGAAUUCUGCCCCGACAUUCAUGCAUUUUCCACCAAAGGGCAAGCCUAAGAGAGCUGACACCUUUGACCUGCAGCGAAUUGGAUUUGCCGCUGAACAGCUUGCAAAGUGGAUAGCUGACAGAACUGAUGUGCAUAUUCGUGUAUUCAGGCCUCCUAACUACUCAGGAACCAUUGCCUUAGCUCUUCUAGUUUCGCUCGUGGGUGGAUUAUUAUAUCUACGGAGAAAUAACUUGGAAUUCAUCUAUAACAAGACAGGAUGGGCCAUGGCUGCUUUGUGUGUGGUAUUUGCCAUGACUUCUGGACAAAUGUGGAAUCACAUUAGAGGCCCUCCAUAUGCCCAUAAGAACCCACAAAAUGGCCAAGUGAGUUAUAUCCAUGGGAGCAGCCAAGCUCAAUUUGUUGCGGAGUCCCACAUAAUACUUCUCCUCAAUGCUGCCAUUACCAUGGGAAUGGUUCUUUUAAAUGAAGCUGCAACAUCCAAAGGUGACGUAGGGAAAAGAAGAACUCUAUUUGCAGACCACAUUCUAUUGAGAAAAGUGCUGUCAUUGAUAAACCCACAGUUUGACACUUUGACCCACAGUUUUUGGACACUUCUUACCAAGUCGGUAUGUAUUGACACCUGUUGA